GCUCAUAGAAAUCUCUUCUCGUCGGAAGAAAAUGACUGUACACGGUUUGGCUGUACUGGUGACCUUUUUCCGUUCGAGAGCUUACCUGCUAGCUACCUACAUAUUGUGUUAUUUUAACGAUGAGUACUUCAUGAGAUAAUUGUGGCUAAGGAAAUAUGUUGUCUUGUGUGCUGAGAAGAUACCUUUUGUCUGGCAACAACAAGCCUUUUCAGCUGGUGUCCAGACUGUCAUUAUGCCCAGACAGACCACCAUGUAUCAGAGGAAAGGUUCAGGGUAGUGGGUCAGUAUGCAGAGGACCUGCUGAGCCUCUCGGAUCGACCUCCAGGGCUCUCCUUAGGGCUCAGUUAUUUCACAGCUCAGCUUGGAACAGAAAGCAACCUGAAGAGCGUCCUCCUCGGGAACUGGAUCUGCUGCGAUAUGAUAUGAAGAAAUUAAAAAAGGCACCCACCCCUGCCUUGUAUCUCGGACUGGCCGGUCUCAUACCAUUUGUGGCUGCACCCCUUGCCAUGGGUGUUACAGAGCUCUACAUGCCUGAGAUAGCAUUUGCGCAAGUUGCAUAUGGAGCCUCUAUUGUGUCCUUCUUGGGUGGUGUGCGUUGGGGUUUUGCCAUUCCCGAGGGUAGUCCAGCCAAGCCUGAUUGGCUGAACCUGGCAAACAGCGUUGUUCCCUCUUUGAUAGCAUGGGUAGCUUUGCUCUUCAGCAAAGAUUAUUUUACACAGUCGGCUAUGAUGGUGAUAAUUGGGCUAGGAAUCUCUCUGCACUAUGAUCUCGUUCUUCUUCCUACUUACCCUAGCUGGUUUAAAUCUCUCAGGGCCCUGCUCACAUUUGUCGCCUUCUUUUCUCUGAUGUCAACAAUAGUAAUCAAAGAAGUGUACCCUGAAAAGAAGUUUCUUACGGAGAAGUAAUGUACAGUUCUUGGAUUUUUUUUAAUUGAAAAUGGAAUAAAGACAUUAUAAUACAUUGUAUCAUAAA
Molecule: messenger RNA, 972 nt
Organism: Clupea harengus (Atlantic herring)
Lineage: Eukaryota; Metazoa; Chordata; Actinopteri; Clupeiformes; Clupeidae
Gene: tmem69
Product: transmembrane protein 69
Source: RefSeq, a predicted model, not a curated record